GGACACGUUAUCACUAAACACAAGCACUGAGACCGGGGCGGACGUUGAACACCGUUACACUCGGAGCCCACUUGUUGAUGAAUACUGGCGUAUGUGGGAUCCGGCUGUCUCUGAAUCCAUACGACUGAGGGAAGGAAGGUGAUAUUGUGUCUGGUCGCUAUGUACGGGGCAUGACGGGCCUGGGUCUACCUUCUAAACAUAACGCUAGUGGAUACCGUUUGGAUUACUCGAGAUUGAGAGUUACUUGCAGAACGAAGCUAAUGAGUCCGUGGAUACACGGAGUGACGGUGCUGCUGAUGGCAGCGUUGACGGGUGUGCAAGGUAACCAGUACGUCAGUGCCUGUUACUACACGGGUUGGUCAGCUGGUGCCAACAACAACAUCCGCCUCCCGAUUGAGAACAUCGACCCAGGGAUAUGUACCCAUCUUGUUUAUGCAUUUGCAAAUCUGGACAAGUACUCUAUGAAGCUCGUUGCGUCUGAUCCGAGAGUUGAAGACCCUGUGGGUGGAAAUGGACGAUACACACAUUUUAACAAACUUAAAGAAAAAAACUCGAACUUAAAAACGCUGUUGUCCGUGGGAGGAGAAAACAGCGUUGCUUCAAAUAACUUUGCACAUAUGGCAAGCAAAACGGCGUGGAUUACCAAGUUUGCAAAAUCUUCUGCGGAGUUUUUGCGGAAACGAGGCUUUGAUGGCCUUGACAUUGACUGGGAGUACCCUAACGCCACAACCAAGAAUUUCUAUGUGAAACUUUUACAGGGGGUCAGAGAGGAGUUCGACCGUGAGGCAGAGGAGACGGGUAGACGCCGGCUGUUGCUGACGGUGGCGGUGGCAGGAGGGGAGGAGAAGAUUCUGGCCGGCUAUGACAUAAAAAAGAUUACAACGUACGUGGACUACAUGUUUCUAAUGGCGUAUGAUUUCUUUGGAUCGUGGAGUGAGGUGACUGGAUUCAACAGCCCACUUAAAGAGAGACAAAGCAACCCAAGAUUUUCCAAACUCUACAACGUUGACCAUGCCGUCCACGUGUUGCUGAACGGUGGGGCUGACAGGCGGAAGGUGGUGGUGGGGAUGACAGGGGCUGGUGCAAGCUUCAUCCUCAACGACACCAAUGACCACUCCGUAGGCGCUGCCGUCAUCAAAGGGUCCAAGCCACUCGGUACCCUGUUUGCCCAACCAGCGAGGCUCAUCUACCCCGAGAUAUGCUUGAACUUGAACGUGAAGUGGCAACGGGAAUGGGAUGAGGAACAACAAGUACCCUUCGCGUACUUCGAGGAACAUUGGGUCGGGUAUGAUGACAGACAGAGUAUACGAUUAAAGACAAAGUACAUCAUUAGUCAACAACUAGGAGGUGCGAUGUUCUGGGAACUAAGUUUUGACGACCCCAGUGGCAAAUACUGUGACCAAGGCAAGUUCCCGCUUCUCACCGUAAUCAAGGAAACGCUUGGACUUGAAUCUGCAGAAACGCCUCUCACCAAGAACGUUGACCCCGGUAUUAAACUUAUGACCAAGGGCGGCGCAGGGGCGACAACUCUGUAUGGAAAUGAACAUUGUAUCAUUAGUGCUGUACUUGUGUGUGUCUGUCGGUUGUUUAUGAACAUGUGAUUAUUCUAUCUGUUUUUGUUAAGUUUUGUUUGAGUGAUUUGCGAUUUCAUACUGCAAGAAAUUACAUGGUAUGUAAAUGUGUUCAAAAUGUUGAUAAAA
Messenger RNA from Haliotis rubra (blacklip abalone), 1700 nucleotides. RefSeq names its product chitinase-3-like protein 1. Gene Ontology annotation, cellular component: extracellular region. The record is from RefSeq and is a predicted model, not a curated record. Gene Ontology annotation, biological process: carbohydrate metabolic process; chitin catabolic process. Gene Ontology annotation, molecular function: chitinase activity; chitin binding. The coding region runs from base 171 to 1601 and encodes 476 amino acids. The transcript is spliced from 8 exons. NCBI's taxonomy places the organism in Eukaryota, Metazoa, Mollusca, Gastropoda, Lepetellida, Haliotidae.